Molecule: messenger RNA, 1759 nt
Organism: Propithecus coquereli (Coquerel's sifaka)
Lineage: Eukaryota; Metazoa; Chordata; Mammalia; Primates; Indriidae
Gene: TMEM140
Product: transmembrane protein 140
Exons: 2
Coding region: 287-844 (185 amino acids)
Source: RefSeq, a predicted model, not a curated record
GAAACGAAAGUGAAAUCAGCUGAUAGUGACAUCAGUUAGCACAAAUGUACCAAAGUUCAGAGAGCUGUUUACUUAGACACAACUGUGAGUGCAAGCGGGGCAAAAGCUCAGGACGGCAUCUAUCUGCCAUUUCCCUGUCCACUGUCCUCCCUUCUGGAGCCUGACAUCAGAACGCCAGCGACAAGGAAGAUUCAACCAGACGGCCCCGAUUUCCUGCUCCUCCACUUCACGAGUGUUCCUGUGGGCUCUGCGACUUCUUUUUGUCCCACUGCGAAGGGAAGGAGAGAUGGCCGUCUCAAGGCCACAGUGGGUCAACCACCUGCCGUUCCUGAGCAUCCUGAUCCUCACAGUCGUGGUCCUCUCCCUGCUCUUCUACACGCUGCUCUGGAAGGCUGGCAACCUCACUGACCUGCCCAACCUGAGAAUCGGCUUCUACAACUUCUGCCUGUGGAACGAGGACACCAGCUCCCUACAGUGUCUCCAGUUCCCUGAGCUGGAGGCCCUGGGGGUGCCUCGGGUUGGCCUGGCCCUGGCCAGGCUUGGUGUGUACGGGGCCCUGGUCCUCACCUUCUUUGUCCCCCUGCCUCUCCUCCUGGCCUGGUGCAACGGUGAUGAGGGAGAGUGGCAGCUGGCAGUGGGCUUCCUGGCAGUGGCCUCCGUGCUGCUGGCCAGUGGCCUGGGCCUCUUCCUCUCCUACGUGUGGAAGUGGGUCAGGCUCUCCCUCCUGGGGCCUGGGUUUCUAGCUCUGGGCAGUGCCCAGGCCUUACUUAUGCUCUUGCUUAUGGCCACAGCUGUGUUCCCUCCCAGGGCCAAGAAAGACAAGAGCCAGCUUGAGAGCUGCUAGUCCUGUCUACAGGCUUAUGAGAUUGCAAUGGUUCAGUCCCAACCACACUCGGAGAAGGUGGCGUGUCUGCUCAGCCGUCUCGUUUCAUAGCUAAUGCUGAUCUCAAGCUCCAGGAGAUGGAUCCCACUGCAGAGCAGGUGGGGCCCCCAGCAUCAAGGAGGCCAAGAGGCAGCAAAGGAGGCUGGGGCACCUGCAGCUUCUUAGUGUAGGGCUGGCUGUCCUUCAGGACUUCCAAGAAUACCGUAAAACCACGCAGCUCGUUGUCACACGAAUUCCUGCUUUAAUUAACUGAUCUGAGCAACUCUUACUCUAGCCUCAGGAGCGGGGAGAGGUAAGGAUUUCCAUCCCAGGCCAGACUUCCAGGCUGAUUUGCCAAAUGCCAAACUGGAGCCCAGAAGUUUUAUGGCAACAAGUGGGGAUAUUAAAAGAAAGAGCACCGUGGUGUCCCUCGGGCCCAGGUUAGCAAGUUUCUGCUGCCCCAUCUGUGGUGAGUGGGCAGAGGUGAGCCCCUUUCCAAGAUUCCACUGCCAAAGGCCCAGGACUGAUCGGAAGGACUCCACGAAGACAGAACACGGGCAUAAAGAGAAGCCUUGGUGGCUCUGAAGGCUCCCCUGAAAAGGCCCCUGGACCUGAAAGAGCAGAGCAGUCACUGGGAAUCGGUCCUGUGAUGAGACCCAGGAGGACGCCAAAUCCUGGACAAGGGAAGGUGACCAGGACCAGAGGGCGGCACACACACAAUGCCGCACCCCUUCACUUCUCAACUGGAACUGGGAGGAUGUAAGCGUGACUUACGCAUUGGGGAAUUUUGUGCAUUUUUCAGCACCUGUAUAUUGGAAAACCUGUAUGGCAAAUGAUUUACUCACUCUAUGCCUGCCAAAAGCCACACCAAAUACAGAGGCAGAAACAUGGGCUCUG